Messenger RNA from Calliphora vicina (urban bluebottle blowfly), 3799 nucleotides. RefSeq names its product Multicopper oxidase 1 (gene Mco1). NCBI's taxonomy places the organism in Eukaryota, Metazoa, Arthropoda, Insecta, Diptera, Calliphoridae. The transcript is spliced from 5 exons. The coding region runs from base 477 to 3641 and encodes 1054 amino acids. Gene Ontology annotation, molecular function: copper ion binding; oxidoreductase activity. The record is from RefSeq and is a predicted model, not a curated record.
UUAAAACGUAUGUAAAUGUAUUGUUUUAACUCUUCAAACAUUUGUUUAGUUAUAAUCUUGUGAUAAAAUAAAUCUAAGAUAACAAUCUUAUAAUUUUGAUUAAAUUUAAUUUUAUUGUACCCAAUAAAAAAUCAUAACAAUUACAAAUUUCACAACGUGCUACAAUAUAAAUCAUAUUUUAUAACCCAACCACUGCGAUAAAGUUACAAAAGUGAAUUAACUGUUUAAAAAUAAAAUAAACAGCUACAGAAUAAAGGACUAUAACUCAAGAAAUUGUACGUCAACAGAUUGUCAUUCUCUACUGUAUCAACAACAUAAAUCAAGCGUUUUUAUUGCCAAAUAAAUUCGUGCGCAACAGUUUGAUAAAUCUUUACAAAGACACAAAAAAACCAACCAAAAUUAAAAGUCAUUUAGCUGUCAAUUGCUGUUUUUAUUUCUGUUUUAAUUAUACAAAUUAUUUUGUUAAUUAUGUCAGUAUGUUUUUGUUAAAAGGAAAUCAAAAUAAACAAAAUAUUCCAUUUGGCAACUUCAUGUUGGUACCAACAAUUCGAAAAUGCAUUCAUACUCGCUGCCAGAGUCGAGUAACCGGUUUUGUGAAUGCUCUACUCUUGGUGGGAUUAUUGCUGGCUCAGCAGCCGCUGCAGACUGGCGGUCAAAGCACAACGUCAAACAUUUUGUCGUUACUUAAUAAAACAGAAAAAAGCCCCGCAGAACAUUGUGUCGUUGAAAUAAACAGCAUAACAGAAUUCAAAACCAUAGGAUCAAUAUGGAUUUCACCACAAGAUGCCUGUGCCCUGCACUCUUGUGAGUUGAACAAACAAGGUGAACCACAAGAAGUGAUAAGGAAGGAUAACUGUGGAGAUUUCUACUGUGAUAUAGAUUCAGAAGUACGGCCCAAAGAGGGUUCCUGUUGUGGAGAGUGUGUGCGUACCAAAUGCCGUUUUAAAGAUCAAGUUUACAAUGUGGGACAGACUUGGCAUAACGCAGAUGACUGCACUUUAAACGAAUGUGCUCUGCUGCCGAAUGGACAACCCAUGAUAAAUUCAUAUAAAAAAUCCUGCCCGCCCUUAAACAAAAACUGUCCACCUGAAUUAAUUUAUACUGAUAGCUGUUGCCAAUAUUGCAAUUCCUCUACAAUGGCAAGAAAUUCAUAUCGCAGUGACGAUGUCAAUAUUGAAACUGAUGAUAUAUGGACAGAGGAGUUUUAUACUAAGCAUCCCUGCAAUAGAGAUUGUCAAGCUAAAGAGCUGCCACAACGUUGUUUCUAUACAUUUGUGGUGGAAUGGUAUGAGACAUUAUCGAAAGCUUGCUAUGAUUGUCCCAAUAAUAUAACCGAUUGUGAACGGCCUCAUUGUAUAACAGGAGAUGGUAUAACCCGUUCCAUAACUGUAGUUAAUCGUAUGAUGCCUGGUCCCACCAUUGAGGUUUGUCAAAAUGAUAUAAUAGUAGUCGAUGUGAAAAAUCAUUUAUUGGGUGAAAGUACCACCAUACAUUGGCAUGGUAUGCAUAUGAAAGAGAACCCUUAUAUGGAUGGAGUGCCUCAUAUCACCCAGUGUCCCAUAUCUCCACAUUCCACUUUUCGCUACACCUUUAAGGCAGAGAAUUCCGGUACACAUUUUUGGCAUUCUCAUACGGGCAUGCAGAGAGGAGAUGGUGUAUUUGGGGCUUUAAUUGUGAAGAAGCCUAAAGUGGAAGAACCUCAUGGGCAUUUGUAUGAUUUUGAUUUGACCGAGCACAAAAUGAUAGUACAAGAUUGGGUACAUGUUCCCGGCAUUAGUAUGUUUGCUUCUCAUCAUCAUUCGAAUGGUGAUAAUAAACCCUUAAAUUUACUGAUUAAUGGCAAAGGACGCUUCUAUAAAGCAAUUUGGGAAAAAAUCAAAAAUGAAGAGAAACCUCAGGCCAGAUCAAAUAUGCCAGAUGAAGAAACAGAUUCAACAACAAGCAGUACUACCAGUGCAAUAAGUGCCUCAAAGCCCACUCCAUAUACCGGUUUGGUUUAUAGCGAAAAAUCUUCCACUACUUAUCCAAACAAUGAAGCAACUCCCCCAACUACGGAAGAUCAAGAUGAUGUAGUAUUUUUACAUCCUUUGGAUGACUCUAAUCUAAGCAAUAUGCGCAUACAACAAAAUGAGAUUUCCCGAUUAGCCAGACUUGCUCAGUUGGAUCAGUAUAGAAAAAACUCUCCAAGUGUAGAGGAAACUACAUUGGAAACUACUGAAGCAACAGAGCCAGAAGACACUUACCUAAAAUCCGAUGAGAUAUUAGCCGACGCUAUAGAUUUGGAUAGAACUAAACGUUCAUUGGACGGAGAUGUUCCCUUGCAUUUUAUACCUCUCCAGACUUAUAAUGUCAAACGAGGAUUCCGUUAUCGUUUCCGCAUAAUAAAUGCCGAGUUUCUUAAUUGUCCGAUUAAGAUUUCCAUAGAUAAUCACACCUUAACUGCCUUUAAUUCCGAUGGUUUUGAUUUUGAGGCUGUUGAUGUUGGCUCCAUUGUUACCUAUGCCGGGGAACGUUUUGACUUUGUGGUAAAUGCUGAUCAACCUAUAGGAAACUAUUGGAUACGUUUGAAAGGUUUAAUGGAUUGUGAUGAAAGAUUUACUUCUGCCUUCCAAGUGGCCAUAUUGCAUUAUGAUGGAGCUAAAGAUGAAGAACCAACCGACGAUUUGGGCUAUCAUCAUGAACCAACCGGUAUUGAAUUGAAUGCCAUGAAUCAAGGACCCGGCCAUGUCGAUUCCUUAACUAUAGCCGAAAUAAAUGCUUUACCCAUUUAUGACAAAAUACCGGGCAUAGAUCGGGAUGCUUUAAAACCAGUUGCUGAUUAUAAAUUCUUUGUUUACUAUGACUUUUAUCGCAAGGAUAAUCCCGAAUUUCAUCCUAAUCAAUAUUAUGGCAUGGAAGCCAAUAUCACCAAUUCAAAUAGAGUAUUUACACCACAACUUAAUCAUAUAUCCUUGAAAUUCCCCUCUGUGGCUUUACUGCCAGCACGUGAUCAAGUGGAUGAUUCUUUGUUUUGCAACGACACAAGUUUGGAGCAACAGGGCAUAGACUGUCGCAAGGAGUUUUGUAAAUGUCAUCAUGUGCUACAAGUGCCUUUAAACUCCAUAGUAGAACUGAUUGUUAUAGAUGAAGGCUUUACGUAUGAUGCCAAUCAUCCCUUCCAUUUGCAUGGUAAUGCUUUUCGAGUGGUAGGCUUGGAAAGAUUGGGUGCUAAUGUAACGGUGGAAAUGAUUAAACAACUUGACCGCUACAAUCUUCUUAAACGUAAUCUAGUCAGACCUCCAGUCAAGGACACGGUCACCAUACCCGAUGGUGGUUACACCAUCAUACGUUUCGAAGCCCAUAAUCCCGGUUUUUGGCUAUUCCAUUGUCACAUAGAAUUUCAUGCUGAAAUUGGCAUGGCCUUAGUCCUAAAGGUGGGUGACAAUGAUGAAAUGGUACCAGUUCCUAAAAAUUUCCCCACUUGCCAUGACUAUAUGCCUGCAGAUGAUGAUCAUAACGAAAGUGGUGAACAAAACCCAAAUGAUAUGUCUACAUCUUCUCCUUUGGAAGAUGGAAACAACUCAGCGGCAAGAGACCAUUACAGCUAUGCUAUAAUUGCUAGUAUUUUUGUGACAUUGUUAAACGUAUUUAGAUUAUUUUAAGCUGAUAAAAAAAAGAGUCUAAUUUUUUGUAUUUCCAUAAUUGGUAAAAACUGUGAUUUUCUAUAUAUUGUUAAUUUAUUAUUGUUAAGUUUUAACUAAGUUAAUUUAGGUUUUUAAUGAGAAUGAUGAAUAAAUAAAGAGUAUUUUCAUAAAAAAAA